CUUCUCUUCUUGAAUUGUUUAGCUGAUGUGUCAACAACAUGGAACCAGGAAAUCAAACAAGUAUUUUAGGAUUUCUACUCCUGGGCUUUUCUCAAGACUCAAAGCACCAACCUCUGCUAUUUGGUUUGUUCCUGCUCAUGCUUGUGGUCACGGUGCUUGGAAACCUGCUCAUCAUCCUGGCGAUCGGCUCUCAUGCCCACCUCCACACGCCUAUGUACUUCUUCCUCUCCAACCUGUCUUUGGCUGACAUCUGUUUCAUCUCUACAACCAUCCCAAAGAUGCUGCAGGACAUCAAGACUCAGAGCUAUUCCAUCACCUUCGCAGGCUGCAUCACUCAAAUGUACUUCUUCAUGGUUUUUGGGGGCAUGGACACACUUCUCCUCACCUGGAUGGCCUACGAUCGCUUUGUGGCCAUCUGUCACCCCUUGCACUACCCAGUCAUCAUGAAUCCCCGUCUCUGUGGUCUGCUGGUUCUUGUGUCCUGGUGCAUAAGUCUGUCGUGUGCCCUGAUCCAGACCCUGUUGAUGCUGAGGCUGUCCUUCUGCACCAGAAGGGUAGUUGCACACUUUUAUUGUGAACUUGCUCAGGUCCUGGUACUUGCCUGCUCUGACAAGUUCAUCAAUUACACCCUGCUCUACGUGGUGACUGCUCUUCUUGGCUUUGUUCCCCUCUCAGGGAUCCUUUUCUCCUAUAUGCAAAUUGUCUCCUCCAUUCUGAAAAUUCCGUCGACUGGUGGAAGAUACAAGGCAUUCUCCACGUGUGGGUCUCAUCUAACUGUGGUUUCUCUGUUCUAUGGGACAGGCCUUGGGGUGUAUCUCAGUUCUGAUGCCUCGUCCUCUUCCUGGAAGGGCAUGGUGGCCUCGGUGAUGUACACUGUGGUCACUCCCAUGUUGAACCCCUUCAUCUACAGCCUGAGGAACACGGACAUUAAGAGAGCUUUACAAAGUCUUCUCGGGUUCAAACUCCAUGUUCAGUGAUGGGAACAUUGUUCCUGGAUUUGGGAGCUGCCGGAAGUCACACCAGUGGGACAAAAAUAUGCCGCCUCUGAACUGUACAGAGUUUUGAUGCUUACCCACUCUGUUCUCCAUCUUUGGUCAAAAGUACCCUGUGAGUACUUGGUGUGAAGCGUAUGAUGAUUCCUGUUACCCUUAUUCUACUCACUUCUUCCCUUCCCUUUACAUUUUUACAUUACUACACCUUGGUUGGAGUUUGCACUCCUACAUAUUAAUACAAUCACUCAAGUGAGAUUCAGAAACUACUGCUUUUAAGUGAAUUCACUUUACCAUUAACCAGAGCUGUUUCUUACCAAAUUCAUUCACUCGACAAUAUUUACUGGAAUCUAUAGUGUACCAGAUCUUCUAGGUACCUGGGAUACAGCUGUGAGAAAAUUUGGGCGAUUGGAUACUGGGUACCAAAAUAUAGUGAGAGAGAAGUAAGAAAUUCUAGUGCUCUACAUUACA
This is a messenger RNA of Oryctolagus cuniculus (rabbit), 1460 nucleotides long. The record is from RefSeq and is a predicted model, not a curated record. Lineage: Eukaryota; Metazoa; Chordata; Mammalia; Lagomorpha; Leporidae.